AUGACAGAAUAUCAGCGUACUCCAGUUCAUCUCGCCGAUGCCGGUUUGAAAGAGCUCGAACGGUAUUUCCUUUCGAAAUCGACCGGCAAACUUCGACUCCAAGUUUCAUUGGACGAUCCGAAUAUGGAGCUCCAUCUCACCGCCCGACAAGUCGCCAAACUGCACGGGGACAAAUCCUAUCGGCUCUUGACGUUGAGUCAUAUUCAACUCCGAGCCACGAAACGGAUGAUCAAAGAGGGUGGAUUUUCGAUUCCCGUCGGUGCCAUUGUCAAUGCUGUCACCAGUACCGUUGGGAAAGCUCUCGCCUCCACCGCCAUUCGAAAUGCCACGAAAGGCGCGAUUGAAGCGGGACCGGGGACCCAUUGGGUGUGUGUGUAUAAUGUGGAUCCGGAGUAUGUUUAUUACUUUGAUAGCUUUGGUCUGGAUCCGCCGGAAGAAGUGAAGAAAUUUAUGAAAACGAGUGGGAAAAAGAUUAUCGGUUCCAUUCGACAAGUCCAAGAUCCGGAUAGUGUCGCCUGUGGAUGGUUUUGUUUGGAUUGCAACUCCGAUAAAAUGGAAACGUAUUGUCUGCGAUGCAAAUCUAAAACCGAGGAUGUGGAUCCCGCCGAGGUCACCACUCCAAAAGGACGACUCCAGCGCAAAUCCAAGUGCGGAGUUUGCGGUGCCCAAAAGUCUCGAUUCUUGAAGCAGGAAAAGUCUGGAGGGAUGUUUGUCAAGGGUUACACCGGUGAUACGAGACUGGAUAUGGCCACGCCAUCCGGGAUGACUCGAGAGGAGUACAACCAAUUCAUCGAUGAGCAACGGGAACAGCGGAAGAAGAAGAAGUCCGGUGAAGGCCUGGUCGAUGGGGCCAAAAAAAGUCCAGCAAGCGAAAGACGCAGUGAUUAA
This is a messenger RNA of Capsaspora owczarzaki ATCC 30864, 888 nucleotides long. RefSeq lists its product as hypothetical. The record is from RefSeq and is a predicted model, not a curated record. NCBI's taxonomy places the organism in Eukaryota, Filasterea, Ministeriida, Capsasporidae. The transcript is spliced from 4 exons. Bases 1 to 888 code for a protein of 295 amino acids.